Molecule: messenger RNA, 1422 nt
Organism: Aspergillus campestris IBT 28561
Lineage: Eukaryota; Fungi; Ascomycota; Eurotiomycetes; Eurotiales; Aspergillaceae
Product: Ran-binding domain-containing protein
Exons: 4
Coding region: 1-1422 (473 amino acids)
Biological process (GO): intracellular transport
Cellular component (GO): nuclear pore; cytoplasm
Molecular function (GO): GTPase activator activity
Source: RefSeq, a predicted model, not a curated record
AUGCAUUUUCUAGCGGUCGCUGCGGAAGAUUCCCAGACAUCCGAUAAUGACGGCAGUGGCGAGCGGCCCGUUCGGAACAAGUUGAAGGAGACGACCAUUACUUCCGCCCCCACGAAUUCGGUAUCGGAAGAUCCGCCCAACGGCUCCGGUGAUCAAGCGCCCGGGAGUGAGGAUAGUCGUGCGAGUAGCAGGGGCAGGAAGCGGUCGUUCAACGAAGAUCAGCCUGAGAUGGAGGAAGACCCUGAGCAUCGACGGAAGCGGUCGCGCGAUUCGAACCCCGAAGACGAGGACAACGCCCAGACGGAGAAGCCCCUGAUGGCCGACGAGGGUGCCGACAACAAGCUGGGUCUUAAGAAGAAGCGAAGCAGGGAUCAGCUGGAUAAAGAUGAGCCCGUGGCGGAAGAGGCGGUCGAGAAGUCCAACGACAAGGGCUCGGUAGAGAAUGGCGCAGCCCAAGACAAGCCUGAAGUGGAGGGAGAGCCUGAAAAGAAGCGGCACCGAGACGAAGAGAAGGGCUCGGUAAGUGUACCUGCAGCUAGUGGCUUCGCAAAUACUUCGGCCGUCUCGCCAUUUGGCGCGCUUGGUGCCUCGGAAUCGAAAGGAGAAUCCGCAAAACCAGCCGCUGCCACUUCCUCGUCCGCCUUCGCAGCAUCUAGCCUGUCCGCUUUUGCAGGCUCGGAGAAGUCACCUUUCGGCUCGUUAGGAAGCUCUGGCUCUUCUGUGUUCAAAUCGCCGGCUUCGACAGAGCCUGCGAAGUCCCCCGCGACCGGUUUUGCAUCUGGAGCUGGAUCUUCAGGAUUUGCGAGUCUGGGGUCCGGCUUUUCUGGCUUCAGUGGCGGUUUCGGGUCCGCUGGGACGACAGGCGGCCUCACAAGUUUUGCCUCGCCGAGUGGGCCUAGCGUCCUUGGUAGUACCAGUACCAGUAAGGACAAGCCGUUUGGGGCUGCCGAGGAGGAGGACGAUGAGAACGAAGCUCAACAAGAGGAAGACACCGGCCCUGGUGAAUUCGAGCAGGACAAGACCGAUGAGAGAUUCUUUGAGCGGCCGAUUGAAACGGGCGAGGAAGAAGAGAAGACAUACUUUGCUUGCAAGGCAAAGCUGUUCCAGUUCUCCGAUAAAGAAUGGCGGGAGCGGGGAGUCGGCACCUUCAAGGUCAAUGUCAAGGUGACCGAUGGAAAGGAGAAUAAGAAGGCAGCCCGCUUGAUCAUGCGCGCCGACGGUGUUGGGCGCGUCAUGUUGAACACGCCCAUCUUCAAGGGCAUGACCGUUGGCGAUGCCGCAGGCAAAGAGCCCAAGUCGAAGCAGAUUCAUCUCGCCAGCCUUGAGAGUGGUCGCUCCGUCCCGACCCUGCUACGGACCGGUAACGAAGAACAAACGAAGGAGCUUUACCAGGUGGUGUGUAGCCUCCUCGAGCAUCAAUAA